Messenger RNA from Corapipo altera (White-ruffed manakin), 1437 nucleotides. RefSeq names its product penta-EF-hand domain containing 1 (gene PEF1). NCBI's taxonomy places the organism in Eukaryota, Metazoa, Chordata, Aves, Passeriformes, Pipridae. The transcript has 5 exons. Gene Ontology annotation, molecular function: calcium ion binding. Bases 19 to 816 code for a protein of 265 amino acids. The record is from RefSeq and is a predicted model, not a curated record. Gene Ontology annotation, biological process: COPII vesicle coat assembly.
CGGGGCGGAGGGCGCGCUAUGGCGUACCCGGGACAGGGCUUCCCCGGCGCAGGACAGGGCCCCCCGGGCGGCCCCUACCCCGGGGCUCCCUACGGCGGGGGGCCACCCCCGGGGCCCUACGGACAGCCCCCCCCACCCGGGGGUCCCUACGGACCGCCCCCGCCUGGGGGUCCCUACGGGCAGCCCCCCCCCGGGGGUCCCUAUGGGCAGCCCCCCCCCGGGGGUCCCUACGGCGGCCCCUAUGGUGGCCCCCAGCCCGGGCCCUACGGAGGGGCGGCCCCAGGAGGCAAUGCCCCCCCAGGUGUGGACCCCGAGGCCUUCUCCUGGUUCCAGACGGUGGAUGUGGAUCACAGCGGGUUCAUCUCCGUGAAGGAGCUGAAGCAGGCGCUGGUCAACAACAACUGGUCGUCGUUCAACGAUGAGACCUGCCUGCUGAUGAUCAACAUGUUCGACAAGACGCGGUCGGGGCGCAUCGACGUGUACGGAUUCUCCGCCCUGCUCCGCUUCAUCCAGCAGUGGAAGAGCCUCUUCCAGCAGUAUGACAGGGACCAGUCAGGCUCCAUCAGCUUCACUGAGCUCCAGCAAGCUUUCUCCCAGAUGGGCUACAACCUGAGCCCCCAGUUCAGCCAGCUGCUGCUGGCCCGCUACGGCCAGCGCUGCCCCAAUCCCAGCAUCCAGCUGGACCGGUUCAUCCACAUCUGCAUGCAGCUGCAGAGCCUCACCGACGCCUUCCGGGAGAAGGACACGGCGCUGGCGGGGAACGUGCGGCUCAGCUACGAGGAUUUCCUCACCAUGGUGGUGACCCGCAUGCUGUGACACCCCCUCCCGGGGCUGGCAGCUCUCCGGGAGCCACAGCCAUCCCCAUCCUGCCUCUGGGAUGUGGUGGAGCCCCUCCCCGAGAGCUCCCCCGGGGCCAAAUUUCCAGCCUGUUCCACCCGAGGAGCCCCGAGCGCUGCUGGGGCUCUCCUGGCUUUGAUUCCUUGUCCCCAUUCCAUGGGGUCUCCACGCCAGGCUGGACGUGGUGGGACAGCCAAACCAGUAGCCCGUGCCAUGGUGCCCAGGGAGUGCUUAGAUCCCUUGCCAGACCCAAAUUCCAACCUCAUCCCUCUGCUCCGUGGGGUGUCUGCAGCGGAACACCCUUAUUUUGGGGGUGAAGAGCUGAGCCUUGGUUUGGAAGCAGCAGGAAGGGGACAGGUGAGGACAAAGCUUGUCCUUCCUUCCCUUCACCGACUGCCCUGGGAGCACAUCCAGCCCCUGGGCCGUGCUGGGAAUGCUUUCCUGGGGGUCUGAGCUGGAAUGGGAUGUGCUGCUGCAGCUACACGGGAUCGUCCACCCCCCCACACACACCCAGUUGCCAAUUUGUCUCUGCUGAAGCCAAAUUCAGACACGGUUUAGAGCUUGUUUUUUUUCCAGCUUUGGAAUAAAAGGCGACGUGCA